This is a messenger RNA of Medioppia subpectinata, 657 nucleotides long. The record is from the annotation of a GenBank genome assembly. NCBI's taxonomy places the organism in Eukaryota, Metazoa, Arthropoda, Arachnida, Sarcoptiformes, Oppiidae.
CUCAUCAACAACGCCGACAUCUCUUCGUGUUAUUUCGCCGCUCAGACGCUGAGGACUAAGAUUCAGCACAAUUUCCACGAAUUGCCGGAAGACUCGUACUCUUCGCUGAAAGACUCGAUUAUCAAGCAUUUGGUGGCCAUCGAUGAGAGUGUCGUUCAGACACAGCUCUGCCUUUCCAUCACUUACUUAGCCAUAUUAGUGCCCAAUUGGACGAAUCCGAUCCAAGAGUUGGCCACUCAAGUGCCCAACGCAUCCAUUUUAGUGGAAAUACUCACGUGUUUGGCCGAAGAGCUCGACGGCGACCACAAGACCAUUAAAGUGGACCCAAGAAGACGGGAAACGUUCACUGAUUACAUGAAAGGCAUCGCUCCUCAAGUCAUACAACUGUUGACCACAACUCUAAACGAAGCGAAGAGUAAUUGGAGGCCAAACAGUGGCCAUAAAGAAGAGAAAAUGAUUACAAAGGUUUACCAUUGUUUGGGCGCUUGGCUUCACAUUAUGGACAAGAAAGACAUUAACCUAAUAGAGCCGAUACUGUCGUCCAUCUUCGAGUCCCUGCGCAACGCCGACUGUCCGACACUCAUCCACGACAACGCAUCCAACACUGUCUGCAGUGCAGCCAUUCUUUGCGAGGAUUACACUAAAUACCAACAGUUG